UCCCUCUCUCUCCUCCGCCCUCCUUCGCCCUGCUUCUCCUCCCUUUCUCCUCCUCCUGUGGCUGCUGCAGCUGCCAGACCUCGCCAUUUCAGACCCACCAGGCUGCCCUCCCCUGCGCACUCCUUCGCUGCCAGGGCAGGAGAGGGGCGAGCGGCCCAGGCAGAUAGUCACAAUGUUGCAAACAGUUUUCCUAACUGUGCUGACAGUGGUGCUGGUCAAGUCACAGGACACUGAGGAAACUAUCACAUACACGCAAUGCACAGAUGGAUAUGAAUGGGACCCUGUAAGACAGCAGUGCAAAGAUAUUGAUGAAUGUGACAUUGUCCCAGACGCUUGCAAAGGUGGAAUGAAAUGUGUCAACCACUAUGGAGGAUAUCUCUGCCUUCCUAAAACAGCCCAAAUUAUUGUCAAUAACGAACAGCCUCAGCAAGAAACACCAGCUGCAGAAGCAUCGUCCGGCGCCUCCACCGGAAGCGUUGCUGCUAGUAGCAUGGCAACCAGUGGUGUGGUGCCUGGUGGUGGUUUCAUGGCCAGCGCUACAGCAGUUGCUGGCCCUGAAGUACAAACUGGCCGCAAUAAUUUUGUCAUCCGGAGGAAUCCAGCUGACCCUCAGCGUAUCCCUUCCAACCCUUCCCACCGGAUCCAAUGUGCAACAGGCUACGAGCAGAGUGAGCAUAAUGUGUGCCAAGAUAUCGAUGAGUGCACCUCAGGGACCCACACUUGUAGACUAGAUCAAGUGUGCAUCAAUUUACGUGGCUCCUUCACAUGCCAGUGUCUUCCAGGGUAUCAGAAGAGAGGCGAGCAGUGUGUGGAUAUAGAUGAAUGUGCCGUGCCUCCAUAUUGCCACCAAAUAUGCAUGAACACACCAGGUUCCUUUUACUGCCAGUGCAGUCCUGGGUUUCAGUUGGCAGCAAACAACUACACCUGCGUGGAUAUAAAUGAAUGUGAUGCCAGCAACCAGUGUGCUCAGCAAUGCUACAAUAUUCUUGGCUCAUUCAUCUGCCAGUGCAAACAAGGAUAUGAACUGAGCAGUGACAGGCUCAACUGUGAAGACAUUGAUGAAUGUAGAACCUCGAGCUACCUGUGUCAAUAUCAAUGUGUCAAUGAACCAGGGAAGUUCUCAUGCAUUUGUCCUCAGGGCUACCAAGUGGUGAGAAGCAGAACCUGCCAGGAUAUAAAUGAAUGUGAGACCAAUAAUGAAUGCCAAGAAGAUGAAAUGUGCUGGAAUUAUCAUGGCGGCUUCCGUUGUUACCCACGAAACCCAUGUCAAGAUCCCUAUAUUCUAACAUCAGAAAACCGAUGUGUUUGCCCUGUAUCAAAUGCUAUGUGCCGAGAAGGGCCCCAGUCCAUAGUCUACAAAUACAUGAGCAUCCGAUCUGACAGGUCUGUGCCAUCAGACAUCUUCCAGAUACAGGCCACAACUAUUUAUGCCAACACCAUUAAUACUUUUCGGAUUAAAUCUGGAAAUGAAAAUGGAGAGUUCUACCUACGACAAAUAAGCCCGGUGAGCGCGAUGCUUGUGCUUGUGAAGUCACUAUCGGGACCGAGAGAAUACAUCGUGGACCUGGAGAUGCUGACAGUCAGUAGCAUAGGGACCUUCCGCACAAGCUCUGUGUUACGAUUGACAAUAAUAGUGGGGCCAUUUUCAUUUUAGCCUUUUAUAAGAGUCCACCACAGGCAAAGAAUAUUGUGACAUUAAAGCACUAUUUUAUUUAUAGAUAUAUCUAGCACAUCUAUAUCCAGAUAGUUACACUAAGGGAGGAAGUGGGCAUUUAAUCUUUAAGAUUCAAACUUUAUCCUUAUCACUGAGUGUAAAUUAGAAAUUAAUCCACCAAAGAUUCUUCUUGAAGGGAGCUAAGCAUAUAUUAUCUGGUGAAAGUUGGAUUCUUUCCUAUAAAAAUGGGACCAAGCAAUAAUACUGUUCUACAGUGUAUAGAGAAAUAAACAGUUCUACAGACCAUUUCAGGAGGAUUGGCCAUCUUAACAUCAAGAACAAGGAGGAGGGGUUUCUAACUGCUUUGUAAGAAAAAGGAAAAUAGGCAAUAAAGAUAUAUUUCUUUAGAAAAUGAGAAUCUAUCAUGUUUGUGUUGAUCUGCAUUUUAAUGAUAAGUUAAAGGUUCUGUUUUUUGUUUUGCAGUAAAGUAUUACUAUGCAAUAUAACAGUUUCUAUAGAACUCUUAAACUUUAUCAUAAAUGUCACCCACAAUUCCAAGUGAAUCACAUAUUCUCAAAAAUUAUCCCAUUGAGAAGUCUACGAGAAAUAAUAAAGAAAAUAGUACUUUGCAAAACCAUUUUAGAACCCUCCAAAGAAGCAAGUACAUGUAAUAGAAUCCCUGAAGCAAGAAAAGCACCCAAGGUUCAGAAAGAAAUGGAAAGAAGGCAUUUCCCUGGGGAUACUCCUGUUUCUCAGCUUAACUUCCAGCAAGCCUCUAAUUUGCCAGGAAGACGCUAAUCCUUGCUUUGGGCUUUUAGAGGAAGAUAGGGUGGCUCUUUACACUUAAAAUUCAUAUUGACCUCCUACCCAAUUCUGUGAAAAAGUCUUGUUGAUGUAAAAUAGCUGCUCCUCUUUGAUGUAUCACUUUUUAACUAAAAAUAAAUAUUCUUUUAUAUCAUCCAGUUUUCAGAAGUUGUUUUAAUGUGGCCAGUAACAGCUGAUAUAAUUUUUUUUUAUAUUGAGAAAAAUCACUUACAGCUGCCAGAGGAAGAACAACCUUUAUAUUUUAUGUAUUUAAAUAAUAAAGUAGGAGAUGAAGACACACAAAGACUAUUAAAAUCAUGCCAUAAAAA
Phodopus roborovskii (desert hamster) is the source of this 2787-nucleotide messenger RNA. RefSeq names its product EGF containing fibulin extracellular matrix protein 1 (gene Efemp1). NCBI's taxonomy places the organism in Eukaryota, Metazoa, Chordata, Mammalia, Rodentia, Cricetidae. The transcript has 11 exons. Gene Ontology annotation, molecular function: calcium ion binding. The record is from RefSeq and is a predicted model, not a curated record. Bases 173 to 1654 code for a protein of 493 amino acids.